CGUGUGUGUGUCCGCUUCAGUUCGGAGGUUUCAGUUUGGAAAACUAUAAGAGGAAAGAAGGAGGGAUUUUGGGUGGAGAGAGAGAAAGCGAGAGAGAGACUGUAGAAAAGAGAGAGAGACUCUGAAGGAGAGAGAGACAGAGAGAGAGAGAGAGACAGACAGACAGACCUGGUCAUGAUCAGAAAAAAAGCUGUUAGAAAGUCACAUGACCAUGCUGUUAGCAAAACCAGAAUUCUCUCACACUGCGUCCUGCUGUGAGUUACAGUAUAAUCAGAGCUGCGCCGCUGCAGGAUGGCUGAGGGCUGCAUGAGGGCCCUGCGCUACGCCAUGGUGUUCUUCAACCUGCUCUUCUGGCUGGGGGGAUGUGGGAUUCUGGGAGUCGGCGUCUGGCUGUCUGUCACCCAAGGAAACUUUGCGACUCUCUCCACCUCUCUGCCGUCUCUGUCUGCUGCAAAUCUCCUCAUCGCCAUGGGAACCAUCAUCAUGCUGAUUGGCUGCCUGGGCUGCGUCGGCGCCGUCAAGGAGAGUCGCCCCCUGCUGCUCAGCUUCUUUAUCCUGCUGCUUCUGAUUUUCCUGCUGGAGAUUCUGUUCAUCAUCCUCUUCUUCGCAUAUCAGGAUCAGAUUGACCGCUAUGCUCAGAGUGACCUGAAAAAAGGCCUGCAGCUGUUUGGCACUGAGGGAAACAUCGGCCUGACUAACGCCUGGAGCAUCGUCCAAACCGACUUUCGCUGCUGUGGUGUGACCAAUCACACCGACUGGUUCGAUGUGUACAACGCCACCCGCGUCCCCGACUCCUGCUGCUUGGAAUAUAGCGACAACUGCGGGCUGGAAAAUCCUGGGACGUGGUGGACGGCUCCGUGUUACGAACGAGUGAAAAGCUGGCUCCAGGAGAACCUCGUAGCUCUGUGGAUCUUCGCUCUGUGCACGGCUCUAACGCAGAUCUUAGGGCUGGUGUUCUCCAUGACCAUCUUCUGCCAGGCUGUGAAAGUGGACACGUUCUACGCCUAGAGAACCGAAAUGGAUCCGAAACAUUUUGUAGGACACUUUUUUUUUUUGUCAAAAACUGGAAAAUUUAAUCACAUUUCUUGUUUUUUUUUAUUUAAUUUCUUGAUGUGACGUAAUCAUUGUGCUCUCCAGCUGGAAAAUGGUUUUCCUUCAACGACACCACUAGCUAACACACUGUUCACCAAACAGUCUCAUAAGAAUGAAAUGAAAAGAAAAUGUUAUUUUUCGUCCGUGUAGAACACAGUAAGAUUUCAUUAGUGUCUGGAAUUCUGAUUCAACUCGACAGAAACCUGAUAAAGAGAAGAAAGUGGACGGGUUCGGCUUUAUUUCCUAAUCCUGUUUGAAUCUAACCAGCUUGCAUCGCUUCAUUCAUCAGUUCCACUGAGAAGAAGAAGGAGAGGAACAGAAGAAGGGAAAUGAUGUGAUGAGACACUGCCGGAGUCACAUCGAGGAAUCAUCAGUCACUGAAACUUCGCAGGAAGAGUCGGAAACAUUCCGGCGUGGAAAAGGAAAAAAAAGAAGCGACGCCCUUUCAAAGUGUAAAAUAAUAAUAAGAGUACUGAACACACUCCAGCAGUGCAGAUAUCUGCCGCUUCAACAGAUCAAAAGAAAAGGAGAAGAGAUUUCUCAAAAACACAGCCUGUUUCGUCAUUGUCGUCUUCAUUACGUAACAAACGUGUGUGUAAAUAUCUGUACUUCCUUUGGUAUCUUUCACACGCUGUACUUAUUAUAACAUAAAAUAUAUAA
Molecule: messenger RNA, 1752 nt
Organism: Neoarius graeffei (lesser salmon catfish)
Lineage: Eukaryota; Metazoa; Chordata; Actinopteri; Siluriformes; Ariidae
Gene: tspan4a
Product: tetraspanin 4a
Exons: 10
Coding region: 292-1008 (238 amino acids)
Cellular component (GO): membrane
Source: RefSeq, a predicted model, not a curated record